This is a messenger RNA of Penicillium chermesinum, 1383 nucleotides long. Its product is annotated as Zn(II)2Cys6 transcription factor. Gene Ontology annotation, biological process: regulation of DNA-templated transcription. The transcript has 6 exons. Gene Ontology annotation, cellular component: nucleus. The record is from RefSeq and is a predicted model, not a curated record. The coding region runs from base 1 to 1383 and encodes 460 amino acids. NCBI's taxonomy places the organism in Eukaryota, Fungi, Ascomycota, Eurotiomycetes, Eurotiales, Aspergillaceae. Gene Ontology annotation, molecular function: zinc ion binding; DNA-binding transcription factor activity, RNA polymerase II-specific.
AUGAUCCGCAGAGCCUUGCAACCUACGAAGAUGGACGCUUGCGCGACCCAGAGUUGUCAGCGCUGCCGGACACAGAAACGGAGGUGCGAUAAACUGCCUCCCAUUUGUGGUCUGUGUCAACGUUUGAACAAGGAGUGCUACUACCCUGGGCCGGCUGAUAAACCUCGCCUCUUGUCGGUGCCAAAUUGGGCCGAUCUUACGCUAUUCAAUCUGAGUCAUACUAUUGAGACACAAGUCUCCAGACUUGUAGGAGACGGACUGCAGCUAGAGAGUGCAGCGGCUCAGUAUUUCAGAACAGUCCAUACAUGGUUUCCGAUCAUCUCGGAAGAGAAAUACUUCGCUCUCUUGAAGGAUGUGCGAGUAUGGAAUCAUUCUGCGCCAUCUGACUUGGGCCUUUUGAUUCUCUCUAUGGCUCUUGUCACCUCAGAGCCUAUGAAUGGUUCAAUAAUCUCAUCGGCAAACUCACUGUACUUUUCUUUAAAAGCCUUCAUAGGGCUUUUGGAGGGACUGGGGGAAAACUCGCUCCACUUAAUCCAGGCGCGUCUCCUACUCACCAUAUUUGAGAUAGGCCAUGGCAUAUAUCCAGCUGCAUACAUAUCAUCCGCGGCCACUGUGCAUGCGGCAGCCGCACUAGGGAUUUCCGAAGUGAAAGAUGGCCAUCCCAAGCGCUUUGGAGGCCCGCAGUCGGCAGAAGAGGCAUGGUCAACAUGGCGCGGUGUCAUCAUUGCCAACAGAUACGCCACGCUUGAAAGCGAACAGGCCCCCAAUGUUGCCCCAAGACAUAUGCAUCUCGUGAGCGAUAAAACAGUCACCGAAGGCCUCAGGAGCAUAUCACUAGAUCCAUUCACCCGAUUAGCCCAUGCAUCUCAACUAUUGGAUGAGUCAAUUACGCAUCUUCAUGCAACGGGGAAGAAUUCCCUUGAGGGUGGCGCAGAGGGAGUCCAGAUUGGCAUUCACAUCACCUCAUUUUUAGCAACCUUUCAAAAUAAUGAAAAGAUUAUUCACCCUCUAUCAGAUCCCGCUUUAGCUAUCUGUAGAAGUGCAAUGCUUGAUCUCCUGGAACGAGGAAUUGACGCGGUAUAUCGCGCCAAUGAAGCAUGUGUAUCUACGUCUCUGAACAUUCUCACAUCUCUGAUCCAGGAGAUAUCGCUAGGAAAGGGCUCGUUUCUACCAAUCAGUGUGCCUGCUUUCUCGGUAUUCAUAUCUUACUCCCUAUACAAGGCAGCGAUGCUUUAUCUUGGCGUCCCUGUGAUAUCACAGAAUGCCAAGUCACGAUCUCCCAUUCCAGCGCUGAAGGCUUUAUUAUGCCAUUUGGGCACGAGGUGGCUAGCAGCAAAGCAUUAUUUGGAAAAAAUCGAGGCCGCGCAAGCAAAGGCACUAUAG